ACAACACGAAGAAGAACGGUGAAACGGAAGUGACAGCAGCUCCUUCUCCGAGGCUAGAUAAACAAACAAAAGCAAGACAUUAUAUUACACAUUUUUAGGAAUCUGGGCUCAUUUUCAAGUGUUUCUAUGCAUAGAUAUGUCUAACAGGAAUAAUUUCCUUCCGUGAAUUCCCAAUAAGUGAAGGCAAAGAAAGAAAAGAAAGGCUAGCAUUAAUUGUGCUAAGUUAGCUGGCAGGCUAUGUAGUUAGCUUGUAGCUCGUUAGCUCGUCAUGUUUAUUUUAGUGCUGGGGCGAAGGAGUGCGACAUGAUGGCGUGAAACUGUCAGCCAGUAGCUACACUCGCAAUUAAAGAUUGGAAGAUUGUGGGAAACUUGGCGCAAGUUUUAACCGGGAACUGCACUGCGAUCUCCACGUGGUCACCAUGGCGUGGGCUCUGAAGUUGCCUCUCACGGAUGAAGUGAUUGAGUCGGGUCUGGUCCAGGACUUUGAUGCCAGUCUCUCGGGCAUCGGGCAGGAGCUUGGUGCCGGGGCGUACAGCAUGAGCGAUGUGCUCGCCCUCCCCAUCUUCAAACAAGAGGAGUCCAACCUGCCUCCAGACAGCGACAACAAGAUCCUUCCCUUCCAGUAUGUUCUGUGUGCAGCUACCUCGCCAGCCGUUAAACUGCACGACGAAACACUCACCUACCUCAACCAAGGGCAGUCCUAUGAGAUUCGAAUGCUUGACAAUCGGAAAAUUGGAGAACUUCCGGAAAUCACUGACAAAAUGGUGAAGAGCAUCCUCCGCGUGGUGUUUCACGACCGGCGGCUUCAGUACACGGAGCACCAGCAGCUGGAGGGCUGGCGCUGGAACCGGCCCGGGGAUCGCAUCCUCGACCUGGAUAUCCCCAUGUCCGUCGGUAUAAUCGACCCCAGGGCUAACCCCACUCAGCUUAACACUGUGGAGUUCCUUUGGGACCCGUCAAAAAGAACCUCAGUUUUUAUCCAGGUACACUGCAUCAGCACAGAGUUCACAAUGCGCAAGCAUGGAGGAGAAAAGGGCGUUCCUUUCCGGGUCCAGAUCGACACGUUCAAAGAGAAUGAGAACGAAGAGUACACAGAACACCUGCACUCGGCCUCCUGCCAGGUCAAAGUGUUCAAGCCUAAAGGUGCAGACAGGAAGCAGAAGACUGACCGGGAGAAGAUGGAGAAGAGGGCGCCGCAGGAAAAGGAGAAGUACCAGCCCUCCUAUGAAACCACAAUCCUGACAGAGUGCUGUCCCUGGCCUGAGGUCACGUACGUCAGCAACUCCCCGUCUCCGGCCUUCAACAGCACACACAACAGCUUCCCGGUGGCAGAAGGGAAUGGAUCCCCCACACACCAGCCGGAGCCGGUGGUUCCGGUAGCAGAUGAACCAGCCGGUGAUUCAGUGCUUCUUCAGGCUGGAUGUUUGGCAGAGGAGGAAGAAGUAUUCAGAUCUUUUACUGCAGUAAAAGUACUAAUGCCACACUGUGAAAAUACUCCACUACAAAACUUGUUGCCCACAGCCACCCCGCAGGACGCACAGCAGUGGCUUCUGAGGAACCGCUUCUCCCCUUUCUGCCGACUCUUCACCAACUUCUCAGGAGCCGACCUGUUGAAGCUGACCAGAGAGGAUGUGAUUCAGAUCUGUGGGCCGGCGGACGGGAUACGACUCUACAACGCACUGAAGGGACGGGUGGUGCGCCCGAGGCUGACCAUCUACGUCUGUCAGGAGUCGCAGCAGGCGCGGGAGCAGCAACCCAAACCUGAGAACGGAGACGCUGCCGCCAACACCUUCUUUGUGUAUCACGCCAUUUACCUGGAGGAGCUCACCUCUUCUGAGCUGACGGAGAAGAUCGCUCAGCUCUUCAACAUCUCACCCCGACUGAUCAAUCAGAUCUUCAAACAGGGACCGACCGGCAUCCACGUGCUGGUCAGUGACGAGAUGAUCCAGAACUUCCAGGAUGAAGUAUGUCUCGUGUUGGACACGAUGAAAGAUGACACGAAUGAUGGCUACCACAUCAUCUUGAAGUGAAUACUGAGCAGGAGACCAGCGCUGCUCUCUUCUUUAGACCCGAUCCAGUCGGCCCCUCCAGCUUCACAUUCCUCGCCGUUCCUGGAACAUUUGGGGGGGGGGGGGGCGUCUGGAGGCAGUGAGGAGGAACCCAGCCCUCUCCUCACUUUACCUUAUUGUCUUACUUUUGAGGUAGUGACCACCGUGAACAGUGAUCUCCUUGUCGCCCUGCCGUCUCCCUCACACGUCCCGUAAAGAGGUUUAGCAGCACGACGGCUGCUGCUGCUAUCGCUGGUUGUUUGUUAGCUUAGCAUCUGGUGUGCCAAACCUCUGUGCUUCAGAACUGUGUGUCUUCUCAAAACCAAUAGUUACUCGGACAGGACUCGACCUUCACUGCUCUUCCUGCAACAAACACAGUCCCCUCAAAGAGCCACCAUCAAACGGGAAAGUGUUGGGACGAUGUCCGUCUUUCCCAGACUCCCCAACGCUGAUCAUUGUCGGGUCGAGUGCAGACAGACGCUUCCUGGUGGAGCUCGAAUGAUGAUGGAACCCCGUCUCCACCAGAGCUGUCUGCUGCGUGUGCUUCAUGUCAGAGCUGCAAACUAACUUCAACCAGCAGAUGUUUGAAAUCAUCCACCAGCAGUCCCCCGCUUCCCGUCUCCACCAGCGUGUUGAGCUCGAUCGUCACGUUCAUCGUCUCGGCCGUGUCAACAUUAUUUGUAAAUACAUUUCAACAUUCUUAAAUCAUUGGUCACACCAGAGAUGCACGAGGAAACAUCGUUCUGCAUACAGGAAGUCCAUCUUUGCAUCAUCAGCAUUAUUAAAAUACAAACCCAUGUACUGCCCGCCAUCGAUGUCUGUCUCCUUAUGUCUGCAAAAUAAAAACAUUUCAUUUCUUUUUUUUAAACAAUA
Cottoperca gobio is the source of this 2921-nucleotide messenger RNA. RefSeq names its product transcription factor CP2 (gene tfcp2). NCBI's taxonomy places the organism in Eukaryota, Metazoa, Chordata, Actinopteri, Perciformes, Bovichtidae. Gene Ontology annotation, molecular function: DNA-binding transcription activator activity, RNA polymerase II-specific; RNA polymerase II cis-regulatory region sequence-specific DNA binding. Gene Ontology annotation, cellular component: nucleus. Bases 420 to 2030 code for a protein of 536 amino acids. Gene Ontology annotation, biological process: regulation of transcription by RNA polymerase II. The transcript has 17 exons. The record is from RefSeq and is a predicted model, not a curated record.